AUGGAGACUCUGGGCGAGUCUAGUACAUCUUAUCAACAGACAAGUAUUGCCAGACCCACACGCCCAGGGCCUCACUAUUCUCGAGUGCACAAUUUGGAUGCGAAAUUCUUCUUGAAUCGCCCAUCGGAGGAUCUCAUCCCUCCAAAAUAUCUGAGACGAGCAGAGCAUACGACCACUAUUCGGCGCAAACCCUGGAUUUUCCGUGGAUCUGUCGAGGAUGCUCGUUAUGUUGACCAGAGUGACUGGUCCAAAGUCGACAUCCGAUACAGAGGAGUCUUCAAGUCUCUUGCCAAAGUUCCUGAUUUCUCGAAGGGAUUGUGGGAUGGCGGGUCUGAAGAGCAUAUGAUUUCAACCGAUUACAAGAACAUGCGAAGCCAGGGGCAGGUUGUCUACGCUUUGAUGAGUGAGGUUGGAGAGAUGAUUGAUCUGCAGCGACCUAUCCGAGAAGGCGAUGCUUUUUUUUUCUUGAGACCCCGACUUGUAUCCACCACGCUAGAAUACUGGACCGGAUAUAGGGAGAAACACAGGGAUGGGCCCAAUACUUCUGGAUUUCUCUCGCUGGAAUUUGAGCCUGAUAAUGGUCUGUGCCUGCCAAUAUUACCUGUGUCUACAACAACAAAGGAAGAACACCUUAUUUCAGCCCUGAAAGAAAAGUUCAAGCUAAUCCUGGGCCAACUCCUCCUUCACGUUCGCCCCCUGCACAUUCCCGGCGACAAACUCCCAGACCAAGAAAUAUUCCUUCUAGGUCUUCACGGCUCAAAGCUCCACCUCAUGCGUGCCUACUUUCCGGGCCAGAAAAUAUCCAGCCUCUGGUGCCGUCGCGAAGUCCCAGGCCCAACACCGGUGCUAUUCCCACCUACCCACCGCCGCCGAGCACAGUCCUCGCCUUCAGCACCACACGCAGUACACGUCGAGAACUACGACGCUGAUACGGAAGAUGAUUAUGAUAAUACGGAUGUAACAAUGAAACACUCUCCCGCCACAGGAGCGAAUACCAACAAAGACCUAGGCAUGGCUAAAUCCUUCCGUCCUUCAACCUGUCGAAGCCGCGCUACUUCUCUCCGCAGCCCCCGUUUCUACGGAGCAGAGAACAUGGAGCGUAUUCGUCGCCAUAUCGAAACCACCCGUCUACGCAGACUUGAUUACGAGCCGAAUCCGCGCACUUUCCGUGUCCUUGCCACGCGGGAGUACGAUCUAUGGGCGAGACAGGAUUUCACAGCUGCGGUACAACUACUGGCUGCGUUGCAUAUGUACCUGCUAAGCGGGGAGGCAAAAUGCGGAGCCAUCCAAGAAUUAUUCGCGAAACAUCCUGUCAAUGGCGGAGAUGGAGAAGAUUCAGGUUCAGAUUCAGAAUCUGAUUGCCUAUUUCCCGGUGUCCACUCCGAAGAAGAGAGGAAUGAGUCGGUGAGGGAGCAUAUCAAAAAUAAGGAGAACAUGAUUGCAGAGCAGGAAGAGAGGUUGCGACUUGAUCAGAUUGCGAGAUGGGCGGGGGAGGACCAUGCGACUAGGCUCUCGGAGACGAUGAAGAUUGGGGCUGAGGAUGGGAUUUCUAGCUUGCGGGAAGCGAGGAAGCCUUGGUGGGAAUGUAUUUGGAAUGACCAGGAGGAGAGAUUGAAGGAUCGCACUGAUGAAGAUGAGGAGAUGAAUGUGGGGAUGAAUAUGUAA
This is a messenger RNA of Penicillium longicatenatum, 1665 nucleotides long. RefSeq lists its product as uncharacterized. The transcript has 4 exons. The record is from RefSeq and is a predicted model, not a curated record. Bases 1 to 1665 code for a protein of 554 amino acids. Lineage: Eukaryota; Fungi; Ascomycota; Eurotiomycetes; Eurotiales; Aspergillaceae.